AAUGCUCUUACUUAUUUCUGCAAGUGCAAGUCUUUUAUAUUGCUCCUACAAGAAAAAGAAAAUGGCCAAUUUGCAUUCUUUUUUAUUUGCUUUGGUUUUGCUGUUGUUACCAUUUUCAAGUUCGUCUACAGCUUUGAAUUGCCAACCCAAUCAAUCCAAGUUUGCACGCACCAUAACUGUCGAUCAGUCAGGCAAUGGAGAUUUCACUUCAGUUCAAAGUGCUAUUGAUUCUAUUCCUGAAAUGAAUACCCAAUGGAUACAUAUUCAAAUUUCUCCAGGAAAAUAUAGGGAAAAGGUUACUAUUCCUGUAAAGAAACCAUGCAUUUUUCUUGAAGGAGCAGGCAUCAGGUUGACAAGUAUCGAAUGGGGUGAUCAUGAAGCUACAAGCACUAGUGCUACCUUUACUUCCUAUCCUGACAACAUCGUAGCCAAAGGCAUAACAUUCAAGAAUACGUAUAACUUGGACAUAACCAAAAUCAAUUGGUGGGGAGAAAAAAUUAUCUGGAGACAAGCUGUGUCAGCUAGAAUUAAAGGGGAGCAAUGCGCCUUCUAUAAAUGUGCCUUUCUAGGGACACAGGAUACAUUAUGGGAUGAAAAGGGGCGCCAUUAUUUCAGCAAUUGCUAUAUUGAAGGUGCUAUUGAUUUCAUUUUUGGCAAAGCCCAAUCGAUUUAUGAGGGAUGUGUGAUUUCAGUUAACAUAGGAAAAUAUCCACCAGGUCUACAGGGGUGUAUAACAGCGCAAAAGAAAGAAUGGCCACAACAUUCUAGUGGAUUUGUCUUCAAAAAUUGUGUAGUAUCAGGAACUGGUAAAGCUUUUCUUGGAAGAGCUUGGGGACCUUAUUCUACAGUCAUAUUUUACAACUCAACCCUAUCAGAUGUAAUAGUUUCUGAAGGUUGGAACGCUUGGAAUUAUGUUCACCACGAAGCAAAUUUUACAUAUGCAGAGGCCAAUAACAGAGGAGUUGGAGCAGACACUUCCAAGCGAGUGCCCUGGGAAAAGAAACUCAAUGCAGAUCAGCUCAGGAGAUUUUUGGAUUUGUCUUUUGUCGAUGGAGGUGGAUGGCUUGCCAAGAUACCUAAACUCCAUUAGUAUACAUGUCAUGUCCCUGAUGGGUUGGGCUUUUAUUGUUUCAGUCAACGGCUUGCCGUGGCAUGUGCCUUUUUUCUUCAUUAUAGUAGUCUAGAACCCACUCUGCUUCAUUUGCCCAGUUAAACGAUUAAAAGAUUAUUGGAUUUUUUUGUUGUGGUUUAUAAAGUUCUUAAUCAUGAUAUAAGUGUUUUGUUUUGUUUUGUCACUCGGAAAUGAAUUUAAGGAAGGAAAUGAGAAUGCAGAUCCUAUCCUCAUAAA
Molecule: messenger RNA, 1348 nt
Organism: Ricinus communis (castor bean)
Lineage: Eukaryota; Viridiplantae; Streptophyta; Magnoliopsida; Malpighiales; Euphorbiaceae
Product: probable pectinesterase 55
Exons: 5
Coding region: 2-1090 (362 amino acids)
Biological process (GO): cell wall modification
Molecular function (GO): pectinesterase activity
Source: RefSeq, a predicted model, not a curated record